Messenger RNA from Suillus fuscotomentosus, 1863 nucleotides. RefSeq lists its product as uncharacterized. The coding region runs from base 1 to 1863 and encodes 620 amino acids. The transcript is spliced from 16 exons. The record is from RefSeq and is a predicted model, not a curated record. NCBI's taxonomy places the organism in Eukaryota, Fungi, Basidiomycota, Agaricomycetes, Boletales, Suillaceae.
AUGGAAGCCCCAUCUUCACCUUCAUCUACCAUCACUGCCCCACCUGACUAUCAUGAAACUGCUUGGAGGUUAGCUAAAUUGAUUGCAGAGGCUAUGACCUGUCACUUUGCCCUCCUACACUAUGACAGCACCUCAAAAUCCAUGGUUGAAUGGUGGUGGCCUAUUGACGGUGAUGGAAAGAAGAUUUUGCCAUUCAACCUAGAGAUCCACCGCAAAGAAUAUGAAUUGAAAUACCCAUGCUGUCUAUGUGCCAAUGGUAGUGGCAGGAGUGCAUACAUAGAGUUUACAACUCAGUGUGGUGCUAUAGGCUCCAAACCAAUAUCUUUAUGUUUGCGUUCGACCCAAAAGGGGAAGCUAGUGCAGCAAAGGUCAAGCAAUGAGCGCCAAAGGUGCUGCUUAGCAGCUGAUGCGAAGCGUGGGAAAGCGGCAGGUGCACGCGUGGGAAUGAAGCGGUGGCUGAUAGCCGAAGGCAUGGGAAAGUGUGGCUGCAGCGCAGAUGGUUCGGAUGAUGUAAAGCGAAAUGGUAAUGGACACGGUGUGGAUGGUAAAUGGAUAUGGAUUGCCAAUAGCUACUCACUAAUAAUGUACCAUUGGGUUGGUUGGAUAUGGACAGAUGGUGCGAAACAUCGGCUGAUGAAGCGUGAGAAAGCACGGCUGUGCAUGGGCGCAGGAAUGCUGCGGCCAUCGUGGGAAAGUAGCGGCCGAUUAUCCUCGAAGAGUACUGGGUCUGAAAUUAUGAAUGAUGAAGAACAGCGAGUCUUGCCUAUUCAGCUAGAGUGGACCUACAAGGAACGAAGUGAAUUACUGAACAGACUUGAUUCCUGUGUGGGAAAUGGUAUUACCAGCAGGGAUUUCCAAAUUCUGUUUAGCCAAUGCAAAAAAUGCAAGCGAGUCAGAGUGAGCACUCAGAGGCCUCAGCCUGUAAAUUCAAUGUUCAAUAUUUUCAAUGCCCGACGGACAAUUAACAAGGCCAUUGGAUAUGCAGUGGUUGUGAAUGGCCAUCAGAAAUGGCCAUUCCUUUUACAUAAUAUCCGGCACAACAUUGUUCAAUUUUCGAACGUCCUAGGCCAUGAAUUCUUAGAUGCCUACAUAGGACUCAUAGCAAAUCAGAAGCUUCAGACUGAAGUAUAUGUUCUGUCAUUCUUGCUCAAAAAUCGAUUUUAUCCCGGCGAUCUGUGGGAACUGGUUGGGGAGCGCAGCAUAGAGGCGAAAGAAGAGGAAACAUUGCACGCAGCUGUAGAACAUGUUCUCUUAGAAGAGAGGAGGAAACAAUGUCAGAUAGAGGUGUCUUUGUACACCCAGGCUAUUGAAGUCUUGGAGCAACAUUGGUUGUCAUCUUUGAUGGAAACAUUAUUGCCUCUACAUAUCCCUCUCUCUUUGGUACACGGUAAUUCCACCUUGCAGGAAGAAAGACUGACGUCUGUCUGUUUGAAUUGUAUUGGCUCCUUAUUGCUCCUGUCGAGUACAUGGGUCACUGCCGAUGUUCAAAAAUCCUUUUAUAAGUUAUUCAAGCAGGAACUGACCAUACAGGGGGAGUUAAUGGUGACAUCCCUGGCUACCAGACAUAGCAAUGCCUACCUGUGUAACCUUGAGUUGGAUUUACUCAUCUUGCAGGCCAAGAGACGCUGCGCCCAUGCAGAGAUAGCGCUAUAUACAAUGGCCAUCAGUAAUCUUUAUGGACACAACCUCUGCGAUAUUAGUUCGUCGACAUCUUCGGAUUCAAAUAUUGUCCGACCUCUGUGUAAUGAAGUGCACUACCACAACGAGGAUAUCAACAGCAGCACAGAGGAGAGCUGUGAAGACUAUGAAGAUUACAAAGACUACAAAGAUAACAAAGACCACGUAAAGCUUGACAUUCAGUGA